AAAUAAUAGAAGGAAGUGCCAGGAGCAGCAGUUCUGAACUUAGCUGGCAAGUGCAUGAGUGCCGGAGGUACCAAACCAACACAACCUCAGCACCAACGGACCAGUUUCCCUGAACCACCGGUCCGUUAUUCCUGACCCACGAGCUCAGCCCUGGUUCAUGCCUCUUCUUGCAAGCUUAAGCCACUAUCAAUCUUUUGCUUUAUGAAUUGUCAAAGCUUAAAAACUCAAUACCCGAAAGCCCUUUUUGAGCCAUCUUUUUUUUUUAAUUUCCUUUUAAAGGAGUUUUAAGAGAGAGAGAGUGUGUGGUAGUCCACACACAGUAUCCUUGACCAGCCAUUUUUAACUUUCUAAUUAUUUUUUAAACAAAUAUUAUAUCUACAUGAUUGCUGUUUUUUUUUAAGAAAAAAAUCUUUUGUUUCUCCUGUCAAAUGUCAACUAAAGAAACUGGAAUUUAGAAAGGGAAAGAGGGAGUAGGUAGAGAGAUAGUGUGAUUCAGAUUGGUUACCAAGAAAUUUUGAAGAAGAUUGAAUCAAAACCUUGUGAUUGAGGUAAGAGUCUGUCUCUCCAGUUUAGUCUCUUUUAUGUUUCUUUUUUGUGAGAGAAAAAGCUAGAAUGAAACAAACUUAUGGUGAGAGAAAGCCAAGAAAAAGAAAAAACAUAAAAAACCCACAUUUUUGUUUGUACUAAUUUAUGCUUAUUACAUGUAAAGUUUCAAUCUUUGAUAUGAAGAAGAGAGUAUUUGUAUUGGAAAUUCAAUCCCCAUAAGCCAUGGUGGAUCAAAAGAUUGUAUUAGCACUAAAGUUUUUGCUUUUGGUGCUGUUUUUUGAGUCUACAUUUGAGCAACAACAACAAGAGAGGCUUAAUUCACCCAUAGAGAGAGCAGCUUUACUUGAACUAAGAUCUUCUUUGGGGUUAAGAAGCAAGGACUGGCCAAGAAAGGCAGACCCUUGUUCAGUUUGGAAUGGCAUCAAAUGUGAGAAUGGUAGUGUCAGUGAAAUUAACAUUUCAGGGUUUAGAAGGACUAGACUUGGUUCUCAAAACCCACAAUUUAGCGUUGAUUCUCUUGUUAAUUUAACAAGACUUAAAUCUUUUAAUGCUUCUGGUUUUUAUCUUCCUGGUUCAAUUCCUGAUUGGUUUGGUCAAAGGCUUGUUUCCCUUCAAGUUCUUGAUCUUUCUUCUUGCUUGAUAAGUAAUGCCAUUCCAGAGAGUUUGGGGAAUUUGACCAGUUUAACUGGUCUUUAUUUGCAUGAUAAUAACUUCACGGGUAUGAUUCCGUCAAGUUUGGGACUGUUGGUGGGGCUUUCAGUACUUGAUCUUUCUGCAAACAAGUUUACUGGAUCUAUUCCUGUGUCAUUUGGUUCGCUUCAGAAUUUGACAAGACUUGAUAUUUCUAAGAAUUUCUUAUUCGGUUCAAUUCCACUUGGCAUUGGGAUGCUUUCGAAGCUCCAGUAUUUGAAUCUUUCGAGCAACAACUUGUCGUCUUCGAUACCUCCUCAGCUCGGUGAUCUUAGUAACUUGGCUGACUUUGAUCUGAGCUUUAAUUCGCUGUCUGGGUCAUUGCCUGCUGAAUUGAGAGGCUUGAGGAAUUUGCAGAGAAUGCUGAUUGGGAACAAUUUGCUUGGUGGAUUUUUGCCAGUGAAUUUAUUUCCUGUUCCAAGUCAGUUGCAGACUGUAGUUUUGAAGCGCAAUGGUUUUAGUGGUUCGGUCCCUGAUUUGCUGUGGUCAAUACCUCAAUUGCGCUUGCUUGAUAUCUCCGGCAACAAUUUCACUGGUAUUCUGCCAAAUGGUAGCUUGAAUGCCAAUGCCAGUUCUGCAGAGUUGAAUAUAUCUGAGAAUUUGUUUUAUGGAGGUCUUACACCUACGCUAAGAAGGUUCCUUGUUGUUGACCUGUCUGGCAAUUAUUUCGAAGGCACAGUUCCAGAUUAUGUGAGUGACAAUGCUUCUCUUGUUAGCAAUUGUCUCCAAAACUCGUCAAAUCAGAGGAGUUUGCUUGAUUGUACAUCUUUCUAUACUGAAAAGGGCCUGACUUUUGAUAAUUUCGGACUCCCGAACUCCACGCAACCUCCUGCUGGGGAAAACACAGGGAAGAACAACAAAAAGGUCAUUAUAUGGGCAAGUGUUUUGGGAGGAGUUGGGCUCAUUCUACUUUUGGUGAUAUUGCUGGUACUGCUACUCUUUUGCAUCCGUAAGAGGGGCACUAUGACCCAAGGAGGGGUUGGGGUCGGUCCAGUAACUCCAGUUCCUUCUGGGAGCAGUCCACCACCUCCUGGAGUAUCAAUUGACUUUUCAAGUUUAGGGGACACAUUCACAUAUCAGCAGCUUCUCCUAGCAACUGGUGACUUUAGAGAUGUAAACCUAAUCAAACAUGGCCAUUCAGGGGAUCUCUACAAGGGAAUCCUGGAAAGUGGGAUUCCUGUGGUCAUAAAAAAGAUCGAUUUGCAAUCUCAUAGGAAGGAAGCGUACUUAUUGGAAUUGGAUUUUUAUAGUAAGGUUUCACAUUCCAGACUGGUUCCCCUUUUGGGACACUGCUUGGAGAAAGAAAAUGAGAAGUUCCUGAUUUACAAACAUAUUCCAAAUGGAGACUUGUCAAGUUCCUUGUUCAGGAAAACUGAUUCAGAAGAUGAUGGUUUGAAGUCGUUAGAUUGGAUAACAAGACUGAAAAUUGCGAUAGGAGCAGCUGAAAGUCUAUCUUAUCUGCAUCAUGAAUGCAUGCCGCCCAUUGUGCACAGAGAUGUUCAAGCAAGCAGUAUACUCCUUGAUGAUAAAUUUGAAGUGCGGUUAGGGAGCCUGAGUGAAGUCUGUACACAAGAAGGAGAUACCCAUCAAAGCAGGAUUUCCAGGUUGCUGCGAUUGCCUCAGUCAUUGGAACAAGGUACUUCUGGUUCAUUGACAGCCACGUGUGCCUACGAUGUUUAUUGCUUUGGGAAGGUACUACUUGAGUUGGUUACUGGAAAGCUGGGCAUUAGUGCAUCUAGUGAUGCCCAGCUUAAGGAAUUUUCAGAACAGAUUCUACCGUACAUUAGCAUCUACGACAAGGAACUUCUAAUCAAAAUUGUGGAUCCAUCUCUGAUCAUCGACGAGGAUCUGUUGGAGGAAGUUUGGGCGAUGGCCAUUGUUGCGAGGUCUUGCCUCAAUCCAAAGCCUUCAAGGCGCCCCAUUAUGAGAUACAUCCUUAAGGCUUUGGAAAAUCCUUUGAAGGUAGUGAGGGAAGAAAAUUCUGGUUCCGCAAGGCUUAGAACAACAUCUUCUAGAUCUUGGAAUGCUUCUCUAUUUGGGAGUUGGCGUCACAGCUCAUCUGAUGUAGCAGUCAUUCCAGCAACCUCUAGUGCCAGGCCAGAAGGAGGAAGUAGUUUUAAACGGUCAGGAACUUCAAAUUCACAGGGUAGUGGCCAAAAUGGCAGCGGCAACCAUUCAUCUUCAAUGAGACGGCAUUCUAGAGAGAUUUUCCCUGAACCAUCUGAUGAACAAGAUGUAGAGAGACAGAAUUAAAAUUAGCACAUAUGUUUAUUUUUCUUAAUUCUUUGUCAAUAAUACAGCAGCCUUCCCAUUUGAAUGCCUGCUAGUCGGUGCCCCCAGUGCGCUGUCUCUGGUUUUUUUGAGUUGAUUGAGGUCUCAAGCCCUUUUGGUAUAUUUGGGGUGUUGAAGGUGCAUAUCUACUUCAACAGGAAACGAUUAUCCAAAGUUUUGUUGUGGAGCAGCAAUGGUUACAUCAUGAUUAAUUGGAUAGACAAGAUUUGAGAAGAGUCAGGAGGCAAGGGGUUGCUUGUGGGGAUUAUUAUGGUCAUUUUAUGUUUUGACAGCUUGUUUGUAGCUACAACAAGCUCCCAUUUUUAUCCUUAAUUGAUCUUUGUUCA
Populus trichocarpa (black cottonwood) is the source of this 3854-nucleotide messenger RNA. Its product is annotated as probable LRR receptor-like serine/threonine-protein kinase At2g16250. Gene Ontology annotation, biological process: protein phosphorylation. The record is from RefSeq and is a predicted model, not a curated record. NCBI's taxonomy places the organism in Eukaryota, Viridiplantae, Streptophyta, Magnoliopsida, Malpighiales, Salicaceae. The coding region runs from base 769 to 3489 and encodes 906 amino acids. Gene Ontology annotation, molecular function: protein binding; ATP binding; protein kinase activity. The transcript has 4 exons.